Molecule: messenger RNA, 1145 nt
Organism: Brachypodium distachyon (stiff brome)
Lineage: Eukaryota; Viridiplantae; Streptophyta; Magnoliopsida; Poales; Poaceae
Exons: 1
Coding region: 209-916 (235 amino acids)
Cellular component (GO): plasma membrane
Source: RefSeq, a predicted model, not a curated record
UCGGAUGAGCAAGUACCUAGCUUGAGCAUGCAAAAAGCCUUGCCUGCGAGAGAGAGCAAAGAAGAUUCCAAACCUUCACCUAACCCUCCGGCCAACCUUAACAAAUCAUUUCCCGCUUUCCAUUCAAUCCCUUAAUGUCCACUCCCUUUCUCCGGCCGAUAUCAACCCGUGCAUAUUUGUUCCACUUCCUGGUGAUAAUAAACAUGAGAUGAGGGCCGGAGCCGGAGGGGUGAGGAUGGAGAGGCCGUCGGAUCAGCCGCUCCACCACGUCCAUGGCCAUGGGCACGGGAAGAAGAAGCCGAUGUCGAGGAUCAGGGAGGACGACGAGCACAAGAGCUCGUGGUGGGUGUGGGCGCUGGUGAUCCUGUGCACGCUGGUGGCCAUCGGCGUGAUCGUGGCGGGCGCCACGGUGUUCGCCGUGUACCUCCUGUACAAGCCCAAGAUGCCGUACAUGGUGGUGACCGGCGCGCAGCUGGGGCGCCUCGUGUACGGGCAGGACGGCGUGAUCCACGACCUGCAGGUGUCCAUCAACAUCCUGGCCAGGAACACCAACUCCAGGGCCGACGCGUCCUUCUCCCGCGUCAACAUCGCCGUGGGCUUCCACGGGGCCGACCUGGCCCGCCUCCAGGCCCGGCCCUUCAGGGUCGCCAGGGAGAGCGAGACCCCGCUGCCGUACGACGUGGUGAGCAAGGGCGCCGGCCUUGACCCCGCCGGGAUGCGGUCCAUGGACGAGGCGCUCAAGCGCCACGUGGUGCCGCUCGACCUCUUCGGCAAGGCCCGGACGCGGUGGAAGAUGGGCAUCUUCCUCAACCUCCAGUUCUGGACGCGCAUCUCCUGCCGCCUCCACUUCAACUUCCCCGGCAACGGCACCGCCUUGCCCAUCGACCGUGACAGCUGCCGCUCCAGGUCGCCGUAGCAGCUACGCAAUAGGCCAAUACUCCUCCGAUCCUUCUCUGCUCUCGGAGCUCUGCUCUGCUCUGCUCACAGAUUAUACUCUGCAAUUUAUUCUUGAUUCGUUUGUUCGUUCGUUCAUCGUAUCACAUGGAUACAUACGCAAUUCUUGUACAGCCAGACAUUGCUGAUAGUGUAGCGACAAGCCAACAACUGCUCAUUUAAUCCCAUCACGUUUCUAAUUCAUUUCUGCA